This is a messenger RNA of Cucumis sativus (cucumber), 1139 nucleotides long. Its product is annotated as tetraspanin-8. The coding region runs from base 140 to 952 and encodes 270 amino acids. The transcript is spliced from 2 exons. Gene Ontology annotation, cellular component: plasma membrane; plasmodesma. NCBI's taxonomy places the organism in Eukaryota, Viridiplantae, Streptophyta, Magnoliopsida, Cucurbitales, Cucurbitaceae. Gene Ontology annotation, biological process: auxin-activated signaling pathway. The record is from RefSeq and is a predicted model, not a curated record.
UCACCUCACUUUAACCAAACGCGUCUUCCCCAUAUCUCUAUAAAACUAACCCAUAUCCCUCUUUUCACUUCCAUUCUCCUUUCUUCACUGAUUUUCCGUUUCUGCCUUCUUCUCUCUUUUCUUUUCUAAUUCCAACAUCAUGGUCAAACUCAGCAAUAAUCUCGUUGGGAUUCUCAAUUUCAUUACCUUUUUGCUCUCUAUCCCCAUCAUCGCCGGUGGCAUAUGGCUCAGCCGACAAGGUACAUCCGAUUGUGAGAAAUUUCUCGACACCCCCGUAAUCGUCAUCGGUGUUUUUCUUCUUCUUGUCUCACUCGCGGGUUUCAUCGGCGCGUGUUGCCGCGUGAGAUGGCUUCUCUGGAUUUACCUUUUCGUUAUGUUCCUUCUCAUCCUUCUUCUCUUCGUCUUCACCAUCUUUGCCUUCGCCGUCACCAACAAAGGCGCCGGAAAAGUUCUCUCCAACAGAGGAUAUAAAGAGUACAGACUCGGUGAUUACUCCAACUGGCUACAGAAUCGCGUCAGGAACAACAAAGAUUGGAACAGAAUCAGGAGCUGUUUAGUGGACGGCAAGGUUUGUAACGAAGUCAGCCAGAAAUUUGUUGGUGAGACCGUUGAGCAAUUCUACCUAGAACACUUAUCUUCAAUUCAGUCUGGGUGUUGCAAACCGGCAGAUGAGUGUAAAUUCGAGUACAAGGGACCGAUUCAGUGGGACAAACCAGCGAAUGUUUCAAGUUUUGCGAAUCCGGAUUGUGGUUUGUGGGAUAAUGAUCCUCAAAAGCUGUGCUUCGAUUGUGAAUCCUGCAAAGGUGGAGUGUUGGAUAAUUUGAAGAGGAACUGGAAGAAAGUGGCGAUUAUUAAUAUUGUUAUACUUGUGUUUCUCAUCAUUGUUUACUCCAUUGGAUGCUGCGCUUUCAGGAACAGCAAGGAGGAGAAUCAUUAUCCUAGAUGGAAAUGAAGUUAUUAAAUUUUGAUUUUUGUUUUAAAGUUCUUUCAUUGAUGCGCUGUUUUUUGUUUUUUUGUUUUUUUUUUUUUGUGUUUGUGUUUGUGUUGUAGUUUCUUCAGCUAUAUAGGGAUGGAUUGACUAUUAUUUGCUGUGAUAUAUGAAUAAAACUUGGGGACUUUUGUGCUUCUUUCUAAUUUAA